Messenger RNA from Lampris incognitus (smalleye Pacific opah), 1574 nucleotides. RefSeq names its product nuclear factor of activated T cells 2 interacting protein (gene nfatc2ip). NCBI's taxonomy places the organism in Eukaryota, Metazoa, Chordata, Actinopteri, Lampriformes, Lampridae. Bases 4 to 1185 code for a protein of 393 amino acids. Gene Ontology annotation, biological process: cytokine production; positive regulation of transcription by RNA polymerase II. The record is from RefSeq and is a predicted model, not a curated record. The transcript is spliced from 10 exons.
GUGAUGGCCGAUGUAGUGAUAAUAUCUGAUAGUGACAGUGAUGAGGAGCUCGUCCCGGUGAAGCCACCACCCAAACAUCAUCGCAUUAUUGACCCUUCAGCCAUUGCCUCAGUACCAAUCUACUCCAGCAAGAUAAUAAAUGAUAGUGACAAUGAUGAGGAGAUCAUCCCGAGGAAGCCACCGCUCAAACGUCGUCGCAUUAUUGACCCUUCAUCCAUUGCCUCAGUACCAAUCUACUCCAACAAGGUAAAUACCUGUCUACAGCUGAAGGCAACCGCCCCUGUGGUAGCUGGAAAUGACACUGCUGACAGUGCAGAGGUCCGUUCUCAGUACAAGCUCUUGUCUCCAAAGAAGAAAUCAGCUUGCCAGCUCUUAAUCUUAACCGACUCUGAAGAGGAAGUGGAAUAUGUGGCCGAAGAGAGGAACAAAGAAUUGGAAAAAGUGCACUCACCCUCUCCACCUCCACCCCCAGGGAGUCCUCCUGCUAAAGUGUCCAAGCAUGUGAGCCAAAAGAUUCGUGAGAUCAACAAAAAGCUAGGUGCUGUUUGCGCCCUCCUCUCUCAGUCAGCAGAGAGUGGUGGGGUAAGGCACUCCAGACGAAACCAGAGUCUCCCUGUGUUGGAUGAGCAUGAUGAUGACAUCAUUAUCAGUCCUAACACCAGCCCCAAGGGCCCACCUACAGAGAGCGAGAGAAACUCUAUGCCAGACCGCGAGAUCCCCCUCAAGUUCCGCUGCCGAACAGAUCUCCACAAGAUCCCACUGUUCUCGUCAGCACCAUUAAGUGAGGCGGUCAAUGAACUGUCCAGAAAGCUCAACGUCCAGCCUUUUCGUAUUCUGUUGCUGAGGAAUGAAAUGGAGCUUCCCACUCAUUUAACAGCCAAUGAACUUGGCCUCAGCAUUGCUGACAUUAUAGAUUGUGUUAUUUUAGCUGAAAAUGAUACACAGGGGUCUGACAGCACCCUCAUCACUGUGAAACUGCAGGGCAAAGAAAAAGACUCCAAACAGGAAUACUCCCUACACAGAGAGGCACCUCUGGGCUCUAUCCUCUCCCAGUAUCUUUCCGGUUUGUCCAGAACCACCAGGCACAAGGUGCAGUUUCACUUUGAUGGGUCCAAGAUUAAUCACAACCAGACCCCAUCCCAGCUUGACAUGGAGGAUGGUGAUAUCAUUGAAGUUUGGAUGUGAGCUUUUCUCACAUGACAGAAAGUACGAGGUUAAAAGUUGUACUUUCUCAAAGCUCCAACACCAAGUGCCACCCAGUUAUCAAAUGUUGAUAAGUUCAAGUGAUCAAAAGUGCUGCUCCAUAUGUGCUGCUCUGUCUAGUUUGUUGACUGAAGGACUCUUGAGCAUUGUGCUCUCGUUCAAAAUUGUUUCAUGUAUUAUCAUUUGUAUUCAUUAGCUUUGUGCUCUCGUUCAAAAUGGUUUCAUUUGUUAUCAGUUGUGUUCAUUAGCUUUGCACUCUCGUUGAAAAUUGUUUCAUUAGUUAUCAGUUGUGUGCAUUAGUGGUGUGUACAACAGUGAAACACCACUUGUUUUAAAAAAGUACAAUAUAAAUAAAGUUAUUAUUAUUAUCA